Messenger RNA from Colletotrichum aenigma, 5349 nucleotides. RefSeq lists its product as uncharacterized. Lineage: Eukaryota; Fungi; Ascomycota; Sordariomycetes; Glomerellales; Glomerellaceae. Bases 1 to 5349 code for a protein of 1782 amino acids. The transcript has 2 exons. The record is from RefSeq and is a predicted model, not a curated record.
AUGAUUUCCAUGCAGCGUUCUCUUUCAUCGCCCGUCCGCAUAGUGUCUGCUCCUGCUUCACAAGAUGGCGCGAACCCUCCGCGAUCUCCGACUCCUCCUUCCGAGAGUUACAAUACCUCCUUCAGAUCCCGCCGUCAGCAGCGAUCUCCAAGUCCCACACAAACCCCCGAGGCUGUAGCCCUGCCCGUCCGCCGAAGCGAAGACGUCCCCCGAAGAGGCUCCCACCAAAAACCCGUAAUAGCCCAGGCUGUGACGCCCACUGCUUCGUCUCCUGUUAAGGCCGCAAUGGAGACUUCCCAGGAGGACACGCCCUCGCCAGUCGCCGAAAAGACGGCUUCACCAGCCGUCCGCAAGGCCCUGCUCCCAGAUCCCUCUUUGUACACGAACCCUCACAUGGCCCCCGAACCCGAUGCCACAACUUUGGAGGAACUUGCCCACCUGGUGAGGUUGUCCAAGUAUCAGGAGCGCAAGCGCGCAAACACAAGGAUUCGUUUGCAGAGAAACCUCAUUUCUACAGCACUGUCUGCCCGUUUGAAUCGCUGUGGUGAGAUUGCCCGGAAGAACUUGGUCGAUUGCUUCCGCUCCGAUGACAAAAAGACCUUUUCUGCCCUCUUUAACGCCAUUCACGAUGUGCGCAAAAGCUGCGACGAGUUGCGUCGUUACGCACUGUUGGAGCCGGAGCUGGACUCGCUGCAAUCACCGGCCUUGGCCUCCUCGGAAAGCCUGGAAACCCCACCCAAAUCAACGUCGGGUGCCAGUUCUCUUGGUUCUAUGACCCCUUUUCUAUCUGAACUGCCCGCAUCUAUUCGGGAAAUAUUUCUCAACUUUCUGACCCAGAUCCGGACAAACCCAGACUAUUUGGCUACGAGGUUGUGUUCUCUAACACCCGCAGAAUUGAACGCUUUUACUAGUUUCCACCAAGGACUUGAGCCUGUUGAAUCUGUGCUGCCUUACCAUGGCCGCUCUAACACCCGGGGCCACAUGGGAUCUAGCAGCCGAACGCCCGCCCACCUGCCCACUGCGAUCGAGCGCCUGCUCUCCUUCCAGAGGCACGAUCCCCUAUCGGCUUUAGUACACACCUGCUUCGCCAACUCUGCUGGACCUGACAGUGCCGAAGACCGGAGGCGCACCGAGAUCUGGGGAACGGCCCUGGCACGGCUCAUAACGGAGUCCAAGUCUGCUAGCGAGCCUAUGCUGAUAUCUGUUCUCAAUGUCUGGACGGCCAUGCGUGACUGGUCUGGAAAGUCCAACAUGGAGUGGUACUUGAUGAAGAUCCUUGAGGAUGGCGCAUUUCUUCUGGACAAGGCCGAGGAUCAGCAUGGAACCCGAUUCAACCUGGCAGACUGGACUUCCAAGGACAGUAUCGCUGCCGAGGAAUUUUACGACCGCGCCGUUAACGAGCUGUUUGAAAUCAUUGACGACGAGGACGCAACAGGCAUUCCCGAGGGCCUCAUCGAGUUGGGCAACGCAAUCCUGAGGAAGCUGGACAGCAAGCUUGUCGAAGGCACUCGCAAUUGGUUUGUAUACAAGUGGCUCUUCUCAAGCUUUUUACUUGGCGUUGUCAUCCACCCGGAGAGCCAUGGCCUUAUGGGCGAGUACCACAUUACCGAGUACGGGCGUCAGAAGAUCCUUAAACAGGUUGCCAUGAGGGCGUCCCAGCUUGUUGUGGAAAUCACCUGGAACAAGAAGGGAACUGUUUCUACGCCACCCAAGAUUCAGGAGCACGUUGAGAGUAUCCUGAACCGCUUCAAGCGAUCUCGCUCUCAGAGGCCUCCGCCUCGGCUACUUCCCGCUCGCUCCAUUACCUCCCUCCGCGAGACUGUUGAAGUUCACCCCUACUUGGUUGUCAGCCCCGCUGACUUGGUCACUCUGGUGAACGCCCUGUUCCCUGAGCGUCGUCCCAUGUCUCAGUCUAGCGGGCUGAGAUCCGGUGCACCAUCUAUUUCUGGCUUCUCGGCAAUCUCGCAGCCCAUCUCCAUGGCAGGCAGUCGACAAAACUUUGAAACAGCCUCCAUUCUCAGCACGAGUGCGUCGUCGGUUCUCAGCGAUGCCACGACGUCUCGAGAGACCAACAUAGAGGAGCAACGGACCGGCUCACCCCAACGGUACUCGCCCCCUGUUUUAGAUCCUUUGUCUCAACGGCGACUCAGCAACUACGAGGACGACGGCUACCGCCUUCGCUUUGCUUUACGGGAAAUGAGUUCUCAGGUUGGAAUGGAUGUCAUCCAAGGCUCCUGCCACCCGUGUGCCGAACGUUGGGCUGUCUUGUUCAUCUCUGCGGAUGGAAACAGCUUGUCCAGCCAGAUGACUUAUGAUCCAGACGAGGAAGUCGAAGAGGAGGAAAACUCCUCAACAAGUGAUACUGACGAUGAUGAGAUUGACGACAAGCCUGAAUUGGACAAGGAUUACCAUCAACUCCGAGACUCCAUCCUGAAACUCGUUGAGGACUAUGAGAUACCCCAGAGCAUUGAACCCCAAGGGGGCCGGGCCCAAUUCAGCAACCGCGCCACUGGCAUCAAGAAGUACCGAUCGAAGAACAAGAUUAUCACUGCUGAAAAGUCCACACCCAGCAGGAAUCCCUAUCGCCGGCGCGAGGUCGAAGCGCAAGCAAGUCAAGGCGAUUUACAAUCCAAGGAUACUGCGUCUGUGCAAGACUCGGAAAUUUCCGAAGGCCACGAGACUGAGCCGCCUUCCGUCCUCGUUGCCAUGCUGAACGCAGCAUCCUCCCAGUCACGAGCCCAAGCAGAUUUCGUCUCAGCGCACCUUUAUUGGAAGACCUUGCAGCAACUCAAUGCUCUCAGUUCAGAGUCUCUUAGGCGCAACGGCUUUGCCAUUCUUCUGAACAUCUUCUCUCGCGGCCCCAGAGACUCCAUCCGCCGUUGCGCAUCUGCCAUCGAGGAGUACGACGCGUGGCUCGUCUGGUUGAAGCAGAGCCAAGAGCGUCACGAAGGUCUUAUUGAGGCCAUGAUGAAGAGAUUGCGUGCUCUUCGUGACAAGAUGUGGUACGUCACUGACGUCCGCAACUCUGCGCCUUACGAACAGAGUCGCAACAUUUGCGCAGCUCUCAAGACGAUGGGAAUGCCCCGGCGUUACAACUCCUACCAACGCAACCGUGCCCAUCUGGCUCGAGCACCCGCAUCCAGCUACCUGUACCGCACUGAGACUCAGAUCAUGGACCUGCUUGCAGCUUCAGAAGAGCAGGGUGGCCCCAACAAGCUGAGUGACGACCAAGCGGACAAGACAUCACGCUGGCUUCAACAAGCUGGAGUCGAGAACUUUUGCUGCGGAGAAGAGAGGAUUCACAGGUUUACCUGCGAGGUGGACACCUGUAUCUCCAAGUUGAUCGGAGAGUCCAUCAUGGACGGCCCAGUCCUUUGGUCGAGCGAGCUCUACCAACGCGACAGGCGCAACCUGGAGACCAACAACAACAAAGGUCCCCGCGACAGAGAACACAACUGGGACGAUUCUGCUAGCGUCAUGAGCGACCCCGAGCGACGAUUCAUGUCUACUGGUCGUCCCAACUCUGUUCGGGAUCUCCGAGCCAUGUCAGCUCACAAUUCUAGUCAGCAGUCCUUCGACUCUGGCAGCUACCGUUUCUCAAGGGCAAGCACCGUCUUGUCCGACAUCGUCGAUGGACCGGACUACUUUGGCGUUUCUUCGCCUGUCCACACCAUCGACUCUAGUUCUACGUUCUGGUCACCUUUCCAGUCGGCCAUCUCACCGAGCUCUACCACGUCUCGGGCCCAGUCUCCCACGACAAGCGUGACAAAUCUGUCCGCCUCCUUCCAGCAACACUCCCUUGGCUCUCACGCCAGUCACUCCAUCGGUCGACCAGGCACCUCGGCAUCGUCCAAUGAGACGGUGCAUCAACAGCGACUCUCCGAAGAGAAGGCCCGUUUUCUCAACGAGCUGCGCCAGACUUUGGUCAGCCUUCUCCUCUCUGAUCUCGGUACGCUUGUAUUUGCUCGCGGCGCAGAGACCGAUGAUUGGUUUUCGACUUUGGGCCAAGAGUGCAUUGAUCGACGCGACUCGCUCGACAGACGAGCACGCCGGACGGGCAAGUCAGGCAAGCUGCGUGUCAUUGAGAAGAAGAAGAGUUUUGGAAACUUGCGAGGAGCCGGAGAAACCGACAAGAACUCCGAGACGACGGAAACAGGCAGCACUCCAGGCAACGACACCUCUGCAGCCACCACUGAGACCAUCUCCACCCGUUCCAAGCAGCCUGCCAAGGAAUCGACUCCCGAGUUUCCCUUUAAGAAGGCCUUCCAACGACUCCUCCGCAUGUUCAGCGUUCACCCAAACCCUCACGCCAAACUGGGCGCUCUUUACGAGCUGGAGCAGCUCAUUGUCGCUUCUCUAGCCACUGGUUCCAAGAAGUCCCGACUUGGAUGGAACCGGUCCGAGUUCAUGUCACCCGCUGCCGAUGAGUCUACCGUCAACAGUCGCUCCAACCCUCUCGAGGAGGUGAUUGACAAUGUCAGAGAGAGGCGGUCCCAUGCUCUCCAGCAGUUCCCUCUUAACUCCCCGCCAACUGUUGGUGGCCAAAUGAGACCAGGCACUUCUGAUGCUCGGACGGUCGCCUCCAACAGCGCGACGAACAAAGACGCCAUCACCAAUGUCCUCCGAACUCUCUUCCGCGACUCUUCUAUCCGUCCCAAGACGCUUUUCCGUGACCUGCAAUUCAUCGCAGCUUUUGUCAACCCAACAAUUCUGGACAACACCGAGAAGGGCACUGCCUUCUGGGAUACUGGUCUUGCAGCGCUAGGCCUCAAGCAAGAGGUCUGUCGUACCAUGAUUGAGGUAGCGGACGAGGUUCAAGGCGUCUACACCAGUACUCGCAAAACCACAAACGAUACACAAUUUCACGGUACCGAGCGGCUGGAUACCGACUCGCCUCCUCCUGUCACCACAGCAUACAGCUUGGCGCAGGCAGGAAAGAUGUGGACUAUAACGGCCAAGGAGGGUCUUCCCACCGCUCAACGUGAGCUGGCCAUCUUUUACCUAUCCAACCCCGAGCUUGUGGAACGCACCACGCUGCCUCUGUCGAAGCCUCGCGAGGUCUUCAAGCAAGCCGUCAUGGACAAGUACGCCGGCACUUCCGGACGCAGCGGUCCAGGUGCCAGUAGACUGUAUGCUGCAGACCGAAGCCGUGCUUCAGGCGGCUCCUCCAGCUUAGGUGCUGUCGGUGCUCAGCAUCCCGGCCAAGACUCGGGGCUCAAGGAUGGAGAUGUCCGCAGCGACCCCGCACUCAUGUGCGUGGCGGUCCACUUCUUCCAGGCGGCAGAGCAAGGCGGCGAUGAGCUCGCCACAUCCUUCCUCCGCCAGAACGAGUUCAAUGCAAUGGCUUAG